CGUCGGGAAAGUGAGACUUCGGCUAAUGUUAGUCAGUUUGCCCAAAGUUAGCCUGCGUCUACUCUUCUAAACGGAGGAAAGUUUAUUUCCACAUUGCGGUGGCAGCAAAAAGACGUUUUCCUGUGAGUUUUGGGGCUGCAGCUGCCACAGCCGCCAUCAUGUUCACCAAAAAGAAAAAGUCUCGGAUCCAGAUCUCCUCUCCAUCAAACUUUGAGCAUCGCGUACAUACCGACUUUGACGAGCAGGAGCAGAAGUUUGUGGGCUUGCCGCGACAAUGGCAGUCUCUCAUCGAAGACACUGCCAAAAGGCCCAAACCCUUCAUCGACGCGACGGUCAUCACAACUGUGGAGCCGCGCAAGACAAUUGUGCGUGGCAGCAAGCUGGGUGUGGACGGCUCUCUGACAUGGCUAUUGGAUGAGUUUGACGACAUGUCUGUGACACGCUCCAACUCCUUGCGACGAGGCAGCCCCCCCAUCCAUCCUCGCAAGGACUCAGGCUCUUCAGGGGGAGGGGGGCAGGAGAACGGAGAUCCUCACCACAGACACCACCCACACCCAGACAGACAAGACAGAGACCGACCCAGACCAGACCUCCAUCCGGGUGGAGGUGACCUUCGCCAGGGUCAGCGUGCACUCCGGCCUCCUCAGUGGGAGGAUGGAGGUCAGGGUCGUCCUCAGCAGCAGCCCCGGGGCCAAGAGCCCAGCCGUGCACACAGGGAUAGACCGGGCUCCGGGCCCCCUCCACCACCUCACAGAGACAGAGAGCAUCGGGACCGGGACCAGGGGGUUCAACCAAGUGACCAAAGGCCAAAGUCCAGCUACAUGGUGCGGGAUGGCAGCCCUCAGUCUCCCAGGGACAAAAGGCCUCUCUCUGGUCCUAACAUCCGCACACCUAACCUGCCAGUAUCAGAUGGGGUGAUGAAGACCACACAACAGAACACACGGCCGUUUAACACCUACCCCAGGACGGACAGUGAGGGUGGACGCAGCCCGACGGGACAGCCUGUUCGACACCAUGACUCUCCUCAGAACGGGCCCUCCAGUGGCUCCUCCCGAGGAUCCUCCAGCUCCAAGCCCCCUGUGAGCCACCCACACCCUCAUCACACAUCCCAUCCCAGCCUGACCCCUGAGGCCACCCAGCACCCUCACACCCCUCACCCAAGUGUUCCAGCCCCCCGACCCCCAGCACCAUCUGGGCCCCCAGCACCAGGUGCUCCUCCCCAGGGCCGCUCGCCCCAGAGGGAGCCCCAGAGGGUUUCUCACGAGCAGUUUAGAGCAGCGCUACAGAUGGUGGUGGAUCCUGGUGAUCCCAGGACCUACCUGGACCACUACAUCAAGAUAGGGGAGGGGUCCACUGGGAUCGUCUGUAUCGCCACGGUGAAGACCACCGGGAAGCUGGUAGCUGUGAAGAAGAUGGACCUGAGGAAACAACAGCGCAGAGAACUCCUCUUCAACGAGGUGGUGAUCAUGCGGGACUAUCACCAUGACAAUGUGGUGGAGAUGUACAACAGCUACCUGGUAGGAGACGAGCUCUGGGUCGUCAUGGAGUUCCUGGAAGGAGGAGCUCUCACUGACAUUGUGACACACACCAGGAUGAACGAGGAGCAGAUUGCCACGGUGUGUCUGUCUGUCCUGAAGGCGCUGUCUGUCCUCCACACACAGGGUGUGAUCCACAGAGACAUCAAGAGUGACUCCAUCCUCCUCACUCAUGAUGGCCGCGUGAAGCUGUCAGACUUUGGUUUCUGUGCCCAGGUGUCUAAAGAAGUGCAGAGAAGGAAGUCUCUGGUUGGAACGCCCUACUGGAUGGCACCAGAACUCAUAUCCAGACUGCCUUAUGGACCAGAGGUGGAUAUCUGGUCUCUGGGUAUCAUGGUGAUAGAGAUGGUGGACGGGGAGCCGCCGUACUUCAACGAGCCGCCGCUCAAAGCCAUGAAAAUGAUCCGAGACAACCUGCCUCCCAAACUGAAGAACCUGCACAAGGUCUCCCCUCUGCUCAAAGGCUUCCUGGACAAGACGUUAGUGCGGGACCCGGCUCAGAGGUCCUCGGCCAGUGAGCUUCUCAAACACCCGUUCCUGACCAAGGCGGGGCCCCCCUCCUGCAUCGUCCCUCUGAUGAGGCAGAACCGGAUGAGAUGAAACCUGUGACACACUCUGGAGGGCAGCGUGUGCAGGUUAAGAUGGAACAAAAUACUCCUGCACCUAGAGGGGGGCGACAGGGGCCACGGCUGAGAGCUGCAGAGAGUAAACUGGGUGUGCAGGAGUGUUCUUUUUUCCUUAUGUGAAUCACUGUCAACUGUAGGGGCGUACUCCUUCACCAAGAGGCAAUAAGGUGGUGUGUGUGUGUGUGUGUGUGUGUGUGUGUGUGUGUGUGUGUGUGUGUGUGUGUGUGUGUGUGUGUGUGUGUGUGUGUGUGUGUGUGUGUGUGUGUGUGUGUGUGUGUGUGUGUGUGUGUGUGUGUGUGUGUGUGUGUGUGUGUGUGUGUGUGUGUGUGUGUGUGUGUGUGUGUGUGUGUGUGUGUGUGUGUGUGUGUAAACAUGUUGGCAACACUGUUAAUGACAGUGUUUUAAAGAGUGCCACAAAUUGCCUGUCGAGUGAUUUGGAUCAGAUUCCAUUUAAACAUUUUGUUUUAAUGGAAGACCUGGAAAACACCUGUGGCUGUUCUUAAUUCUUCCAUUUGGACCAUACCUGGAUUUAAAGUGUGAAGGGGGGGGUUUUGCACACCUAUUGAAUGCUUUGAAGGAGCCGUGAGCCCAUGGCUGAUUUCAGGCAUUGGCGGGGCGACCUUUUAAUCUCAACAUUUGACGGUUCUGGAAGAUGACUUCUCUCACUUCAAGGACUUCUACCACGGACAGAUCCCAGACACUCUCCUCAUCACACCCAGAACUUACUACUGAGGGAGGACUUCUUCUGACUCGCACAGACUUUUUAGUAACCAUAUAAACACUAGCUUUUUGUUGUAAACAAGCAAACAUACACUAAGUCAAAAGGUAAACACUGGAGUUGUGGUUUUUUAACAAAUGAUUUUACUCUUAUUUCCUCCUUAUUUUCCUGUGUAAGUACAAUGAACAUAGAGAGAUAUCAGUUUUGAUGUUUUGCUAUCUCGUUUUCAUGAUUGUUUUAUUAUAAUUAUUAUUAUGAUUUGUUUCAUGGGUUAUUUUAGAGAAAGAUGUGAUGAUUUUUGAAGCACUGUCGGCGAGAGAUAGAAGCUGCACUCCGGUUGAUUCUAGCACUCAGACACUAGACUUCAUUUCUACACCCCUGACCAACCUUUACACAUUUUAUAGGCUUUUCCAUUUCCAACUAUUUCACCUGAAAGAGGUUUCCUCAUGCUCUAAUUUUUAGUCAGUCUGCGUUUGUUUGGAGCUGUUUUCAUUCUGUGGUUCACAUCCUCUGACAGUCGUUGCUCUCCUUUAACAAACGCAGAGCGGCUGCUGAUCAGUGCUCUCAUCGUGUUAUCCUAUUCAAUCAAUUCACAAUGAUUUCCUAGUUAAGGUAUCUGACAGCGUUCUUGAAUCACCUCAUAGUGCGAGGGCUUUAUUUAUAAACGGCAAAGGAAACUCUUCUAGUACUCGGCACAGAGAGAGUGUGAAGAUAUGCUUCUGUUUGCAUUUCAGUCUCUGUGCCUCGUGUUCUGUGACAGUGGACCAUCGGGCAGAUGACAGGAGUACUUAAGGCCCAAAAAGCUUUCAUGAAAAUCCAAUAUGAACACUAUAGCAACAACUGAAAUACAAAUGCGCAUAUGCAUGAGCUAAAAGAAUAAUCAGACCGGGGUCAUAGUUCUGCAGCAGUGAAAGGAAACCAUCUCUCAUGAGGACUUCCAGAUCAGUCACUGCAAAAUAAAUGGUUUUAAAUUCCAGCGGGCUGAGGACACUAAACAGAAAUGGAUUACACUUCAGGUCUGGUUUAAUGCCCUGUUUCACACUGUACCUUGUAGCAUUGGACUGUCACUUAUACAGACGACGGCUUCAUUGAUAAGGCUCUGCUAUAAUUCAUCCCUCUGAAGGUAGUUGGGCACAGAGAUGCACAUCCACACAUUCUCCUCUCUGGUGCUGUUUCCAUUCCUUCUUUGUAUUCUGUUGCAACUAAACAGGAGAGGGGGUUCAAUUAUCAGGAUGGCAUCGCACACUCGCUGGUGUCAUUAGCUACUCCACAUAGCCUACAUACACUGCGACACAUACAGCUGAAGGUAUGCACUAAUGAUAAAGCGCACGUUUAGUGUGCUCAUGCCCAAUGACUGUGAAGCCUUGUGCAAAUAACGAUAAAGAGGAUGUGUUCCGAGCUAGAACUUGUUUUCUCACAAUUUGGAUCAUUCUUGCAAAGCACAGCAAUGAUUAGAGAAGUCACUACACCUGAAACCUUAGUGAGACCUCCCUGGCAUGUAGCCUGGACUCGUGUCUUCUUGUAGCUUCCACUUCCUGAAACCUGCAUUCUUUUUACAUGAGCAGGUCUCUGAGCAGGUUGGUUUAUCAUCUCUUUCCAGUUUGUCACUGAAGAGAAAUUCCUGGUAGGUGUUUUGUACCCAGGCCGGAUAGCUGUACAUUUCAGCUGUUUUUCCGUCGUGUCAAUGAUUCAGAGAGUAGGAAACCUGCUGCCAUGCUUCGUGUUUCUAAUGAGAGACGUGAUGGCUUAGCUGUGUGGAGUGAUGAUUGACUGAAUUAAGGGUGCUCAAGGGAAUUCAGCAUGGCAUUUGGGAUUCUAGGAUAUGACACUUUCUCAUUUUAUAACAGCAUCUCAAAUUAGACCAUUAGAUCUGGACGUAUUGAUUCAUCACUCAAAUUUCAGAGUUUAAAUCUGCUGAACGCUGGUAACGGGAUCUGGCGAGCUUCCUGCUGUUCUUUUUGAGAGGAUGACAUAUUUAUAUAUUUGACAGCCUAUGAGAACCACUGAGACAAAAAUUAAUCAAAUCAUUUUGAGAAUAAGGUCAAACUGUAUAUUAUGAGGGGGAAAAUGUGUAUUUUUUGAGAAAUAAAGUAAUAUUUUGCUCACUAUUUUUAGAUGAAAAAAUGAGGUUACUUCAGGAACAAAAAGGAUUAGAUUUCUAUGUUUAAUUGUUUGGCUCUGCCUAAUUUUCACCUCAAUAUCUUAUUAUACUAAGGUACUCAUUUGGCACAAAGACACAGACCACUCUGACAUUUCUAUAUAUAUAUAUGUUGUCUUUUCCUCAUAGUAUUUCAAUUUAACCUCUAAAUAUUGAAACUUCUGUCAUCAAACAUUUCGCCUUUGUUUUCAGAUUUCCUACCUUGGCCCUGUGUUAUGUUUAUGUCCUUUAUAGUGUGUUAUGCAAGAGUUUUUUUCUGCCUUGUCCCACCUGCUUGUAGGUCAAGGUGUAAACAAACUCUGAUAUUUCUAAAUAUUUGUCCUGUUUAUCCCAUUCAGUCAUUUCUCUUUUGAUGACCACUGUGAAAUUCCUGAUGUGUUCUGGUGGAUGGUUGGGUAGACUGUAACUACACUUGCACGGCCCAGAUUCUACUGCUGUGUUUGUGUUGGAGGGUAUGUUUGUGUACAUGUUCAUGAUUUCUUGCCUUAACAUUUACAAACACUUCUUGCCGCAUGCUGGUGUUGACACUACGACUUUUAGAGACGGAGAGCAGAGACUUCCAUGAUGCUUCUUGUCAUCUCACAUAUCUGAAAAAAUCAAAUAAUUCGUAUCAGAAGUAAUGAGAAGAUCUUUCUGCUUGAUACAUCAAAAAAGCUCUCAUUGAAAUUCCUGCUGAGACCACUCCAGAUUUUCUUCUCACCUCCAUUUCCAGAGCUUCCAAUAGUUUUCAUUUACUUCACAAGUAGCCAGCUCAGUGCUGUGUUCAGGGUUCAGUGCCUUGCCUUGCGCCAUCUUGACCGCUAUUUUCGGGGAUUUUACAGUUCCAUGAAUAGUCUUGCUUGUUGGGAAACCCCCCAGCAACUGGUUUCCAUAGCGAUAGUGUGGUGACUGAGGCCCAUUGACCACUACUGACUGACCAGCCUGCGCUAUGAAAUAUGUGACAAAUGGGUAAUUGUCAUUGACUCGCCUUUCUGUUUGAACGCUGGUGUAGUGCAGUAUUGACAUAUCUUGCCAAACAUCCAAAUCCAACUGUUCCUGCUCCAUCUUGUUCUUGUAAAUUUCACUGGUAUUGUAAAAAAACAUAGACUACACUUUGCAAAUUGUGCUUUUUUUUUUUUAAUACAGAUUUUGUAAAAGUCG
This is a messenger RNA of Eleginops maclovinus (Patagonian blennie), 6177 nucleotides long. It is a transcript of the gene pak4, whose product is annotated as p21 protein (Cdc42/Rac)-activated kinase 4. The record is from RefSeq and is a predicted model, not a curated record. NCBI's taxonomy places the organism in Eukaryota, Metazoa, Chordata, Actinopteri, Perciformes, Eleginopidae. The coding region runs from base 159 to 2135 and encodes 658 amino acids. Gene Ontology annotation, biological process: regulation of MAPK cascade; intracellular signal transduction; protein phosphorylation. The transcript has 11 exons. Gene Ontology annotation, molecular function: protein serine/threonine kinase activity; ATP binding. Gene Ontology annotation, cellular component: cytoplasm.